Knipowitschia caucasica is the source of this 1686-nucleotide messenger RNA. NCBI's taxonomy places the organism in Eukaryota, Metazoa, Chordata, Actinopteri, Gobiiformes, Gobiidae. The record is from the annotation of a GenBank genome assembly.
AUGGACGACACGAUAAUAUUUCGUAUGAGCGCCUUUUCAGAACAAGGAGGGAGGAAAUACAUGGAGGAUGUUGUCGAUAUAAGGGUUGAGUACGAACCUACAACAACAUCGUCGGUUGAAGAAGACUCAAAAUCACAAUCUAACGAAGAGGACAGACACUUGAAUGACGAUGAAUCAAAGAAAGCCUUUGUGGCGGGCACGCAUGGACACGGGGAGCAUAUGGCCGAGAGCGGCCAGGCUUCUGCUGCUGCUAUGUGGGUCGAGAGUCUCCUGAAAGAGGACAGUGGUAAUAACAGCGCGCCGACACAGGAGCCAAUGACCUCACAUCAUGUAGUAAACACAAGGACAUCGGUAGCAUUUUUUGCCGUGUUCGAUGGCCACGGAGGCCGAGAAGCAGCACAGUUUGCAAGAGCAAACCUAUGGAGUCUACUAAAGCGACAACGAGGAUUUUGGUCUCAAGACCACAGUGAAGUCUGUGCUGCACUACGCAAAGCCUUCAUAGCUUGUCAUCACGCAAUGUGGAAAGAACUGCCUAAGUGGCCCAAAACUCUCACAGGUUUGCCCAGCACAUCAGGAACCACAGCCAGUGUUGUGGUGAUACGCGGACUUCACAUGUAUGUAGCCCACGUGGGGGAUUCUGCAGUUGUUGUUGGAGUGAAGGCAAAUGACUCUGAUAUUGCCCUGGAAGCCUUUGAACUGACACAAGAUCACAAACCAGAACUUCCAAAGGAAAAAGAAAGGAUUGAGAGACUGGGAGGCAGUGUCAUGAAGAAAUCUGGAGUGAACAGAGUUGUGUGGAAAAGACCCAGACUGACUCAUAAUGGCCCAGUGAGAAGAAGUACAGUAAUUGACCAGAUUCCCUUCCUGGCUGUAGCUCGCUCGUUGGGUGAUCUUUGGAGUUACGAUUUCUACAGUGGAGAAUUUGUGGUUUCGCCAGAGCCUGAUACAACUAUGAUGACACUAGAUCCAAAAAAGCAUCGCUAUAUAAUAAUUGGCAGUGAUGGCCUAUGGAACAUGAUGCCGCCCAAGAAUGCAGUGAAUAUGUGCUAUAGCCAUGACAAAAUGGUGGGACCAAAGGCUAUGUCUUGUGCAAGGCGCUUGGGCUGCACAGCACUUUUGUUUUGGAAAGAGCGUAUGCUUCGAGCCGACAACACAACUGUUAUCGUCUUGGCCCUUCACGAGCGUGGCGGCCUUCCGAUCCCCAUGCAUCGAGAUGAGAUUGUUGUGGACAUGGCCACAGGGAUUGAUCACGUCCCAUAUCCUGGGACAACUUACAACACGUGUGAGAUUCCAAAGGGCAAAGACAUUACCGUUCCAUCCAGCAUUUCUCUGGAGCAGACACUGGGUUUGUAUAAACCUUCUUUCCCUACCUCUACACAGGAUUUCCCUGACUGUGGAGAGAUGUCGCUCUCCUCAGAAGAUUUGCGUAAUGAAAAACAAGCAUUACCAAGCCAAAUAGAAUCCACAUCCUCUCCUCCGCUAAAGCGCUCACACCAUUCUUCACACAGUACCAGUGAUCUCAAUUCUCCCUGUUGCGCUGGUCCACCGUCUAAAAGUUUACGGGAAAAGACUUGCCACAAGGAACAGGGUGAAGAGUCUAAAGUAGAGGUAGAGGAAAGUUCGUCUGAAGAAUGCACUAUUCUGCCCCAGCACCACGAGCUGCCUUGUGUGCGUGCUGAAUGUUAA